CAGCUGCGCUACCGCCUGGCUCCGGUCCGCAACGCGCCAUGGACGCAGAGCUGGCAGAGGUGCGCGCCUUGCAAGCUGAGAUCGCGGCCCUGCGGCGAGCGUGUGAAGACCCACCGGCGCCCUGGGAAGAGAAGUCCCGAGUCCAAAAAUCUUUUCAAGCCAUACACCAAUUCAAUUUGGAAGGAUGGAAGUCUUCAAAAGAUCUGAAAAAUCAGCUUGGACAUUUAGAAUCAGAACUUUCAUUUCUAAGUACGCUUACUGGCAUCAAUAUAAGAAAUCACUCGAAGCAGACAGAAGACCUAACAAGCACUGAGAUGACAGAAAAGAGUAUAAGAAAAGUUCUACAGAGACACAGAUUAUCAGGAAAUUGCCACAUGGUUACAUUUCAACUUGAAUUUCAGAUUCUGGAAAUUCAGAAUAAGGAGAGAUUAUCUUCUGCUGUUACUGACCUCAACAUAAUAAUGGAGCCCACAGGAUGCUCAGAAUUAAGUGAAUUUGUGUCUAGAGCAGAAGAGAGAAAAGAUCUGUUCAUGUUUUUCCGAAGCCUGCAUUUUUUUGUGGAGUGGUUUGAAUAUCGUAAGCGCACGUUUAAACAUUUCAAGACAGCGUCUUGCUCUGUCGCCUAGGCUGGAGUACAGUGGUGCGAUCUCUGCUCACUGCAACCUCCGCCUCCUGGUCAAGCGAUUCUCCUGCCUCAGCCUCCCAGUAGCUGGGAUUACAGGCACCUGCCACCACACCCGGCUAAUUUUUUGGAAUUUUUAGUAGAGACAGAGUUUAACCAUGUUGGCCAGACUGCUCUCGAACUCCUGACCUCAAGUGAUCCACCCGCCUCAGCCUCACAAAGUGCUGGGAUUACAGGUGU
Molecule: messenger RNA, 862 nt
Organism: Symphalangus syndactylus (siamang)
Lineage: Eukaryota; Metazoa; Chordata; Mammalia; Primates; Hylobatidae
Product: centromere protein P-like
Biological process (GO): CENP-A containing chromatin assembly
Cellular component (GO): nucleus; chromosome, centromeric region
Source: RefSeq, a predicted model, not a curated record